AAACUCCUUAGAAAACUUUUUCAAAACCCAACUCUCAUGCCAUUAGAAAGAGGAUCAUGAAAAACCUAUAAAAAAAUGGUUCAUGAAAUUUUAGUUCACUCAUAAAGCUAAAGUCUGUCUGCUCUAGCAAAAAAUGCCCAUUGUGUUAGGCUUUUAGAAUAUGUACUUUGAGUUGAAAUUCGAACAUGUCUUCCUGUAGAAAAAUCAAAAAUAUUGAAUUGACAGACAUGUUACCAGUUUUCUGUCCACUGACAUUAAAGUUGAGUUAUCUCAGUAGAUAUAACAGCUAGAAAUCUAUGGUUAGUGCAGAAAGAUAAAGAGUUGAAAAGUCUACAACUUCACAAAAAAAGUUCGCCUUAAGCGUGAGUGAAAAGUAUAAUGAUAGAGUCUUUACUGAAAAAAUGAUUUUCACAGUAAAUGUCCACCGACAUUUUCAUUUUUCUUUUGAUUAUUACUCCUGGUUGGUAAGUCGGUUUAGAUUCAAAUGUCUAUCCUUUUUCAAACACGUGAACUACUAUAUAUACUAAGGAUACCAGCUGGAAAUUUCUUUUUCUUGUUGCUAUAUACAAAAAAUAAGGACCAACAUUUUUUCUGUAAAAGAUGUCCACCGACGUUUGAUAGAUUAUAGGUCUAACUAACGAUAAUAUGCUUUUUUUCCGUCUGUGUUUACACUAUGUAUAUAUACUAUUAAUUUUCCAAAUUCAUGUCAUUAUCCUGAAAUGAAUCUCCAAAACUAAACCCACCAUAAAUUAGAGUUUGUAUAAAAAUCUCAUUAUGUUCUUUAUAACCGUUAUACCCAAUUUUCUCUCAUCACCCUCACCCUCCCUAGUGAGAAUCUUACUCAAAUCUUAAUAAUAUCUUAGAAUAAUCGACAAGUUUUCGAUCUUUUAUCUUUCGAGCAAAUUUUGACAAAACCUUUUUAUUUCUCUAAAAAAUUUCAAAGGCACAUCAUCUGAUGCAGUGUUUGACGCUGAUUCCAAAUAUCGCCUUAUUUUUGUUUUUAAGUGAAGUUUUAAUGAGUAUAGUCUCAAAAAACUGAAAACUUGCGGUUGGUCGGCCAUCUUGUUUUCAAGUUUUGGAAUUUUUGCACCACUCAUCAAAGAUAUGCAAAAUAAGCUUUUGGGUGUUAUAUAUGUAGCACAGUGUGUCAUAAUCAUACGAACUCCUUUUUUUCAGCCAAAGCUGGAACCAAUCUGAGUACUCUUUUGAAUAGCCCAAAGAUUUUUCUACCAGAAGAGGUCAUAUCGCCAUUUUAUGAGGAAACUUGAUGAGCGCGAUAUAAGCACAAAUUAACGUAAUACUUUUAAAAAAUGUUUUAAUACAGACAAGCAACACGCUAAAUACAUUCAAACAACACUGUAAAAAAAUCAGUGAGCCUUAUCGCCGUAUUUAUCUGUACCAUAAAUUCGUAAAAACGGCUUACAAAAAUGUAAUAAGUCAUACUGGAUAGAAAUGAUUUAACUGAUCACCGUACAUUCUAAUGACGAGAACAAAAUAGUAGAUAAUGAAUAGAAUGUAUGCAAACAAAGUGCGCUCAUCCAUGUUUAUUGUCAUUCUCAACGUUAGAAGGUCGAAAAAGAGUAGAAAACGCAUUGUCCUUUUACCUUUUGGUUUUUCGUUUGGUGAGAUCUAAAGUAAAUUUUUUCGCUGCACUGUGAAUUUUAUUUGUUAUUUUAGCUUAUUAGUUCAUUCAUUGUAAACAAUACCAACGUUGUAAAUCGUUAAAUAUUCACAGUCCUAAACACAACAUUAGAAAAUUUGCCGCUUGCUCCGAGCUGAACCAAAUUGGAUAAAAAUUGGACGCCAGGUACACAGUUUGUCGGUGAAUCCGAGAGCGGGUUCCUUAUAAUUACAUCUCCACUUUUGUUUUGGCGUCGACAUAAUCAACGUGGUUUUUGCCUAAAUUUUAUUUUUCUCAUUGGUUGAAAAGAAGGCGCCAAUGAGAAAAGUAAAAUUUAGGCAAAAACCACGUUGAUUAUGUCGACGCCAAAACAAAAGUGGAGAUGUAAUUAUAAGGAACCCGCUCUCGGAUUCACCGACAAAUUUUGCAUUUGGCCCCCAAUUUUUAUCCAAUUUGGUUCAGGGCGGAGCAAGCACCAAAUUUUCUAAUGCAAAGCAUCGUUCUAUCGAAAAUUGACCCUGUUGCAUCUAUUUCUUCCACUUCUCAGCGUAUUGAGCUGUACUAUAAAAACGUCGAAUCAUCUUCUACUACAAAUCUAAAGAGCAUACACGUCUUCGAAGAAGAUCAUGUCUCGCAUCAAUAUAAAUAAAAUCUAAACUAUCAUCUUUUAAUUCGACAACAGCUAAAUUGCUAAAGUUACGGUGAUAAUGAAGGACUUUUUCAAAUCUUUUCAGACGUUGUCUUGCCAUUUGAUAAUUAGUUUCUUGGAGAUCAUCACGUACAUUAGCUAUGUCUGAAUAAAUUUUUUGAUGUGCCCACAAAUCAAUAACAUGAUCUUAACAAAAUUUCGGAUAAUUAAAUUGAAAAUUAAAACUUUUCGUUAGCGCAUUUUGACAUGGUCAGCAUUCCCUGAAACUUUGGUGCAGAUCAGGCCUAUCUGGACUGAGAUACGUCUCUAACCUGGAAGGAGGGGGCCUUGAAUAAACUUUAAAAAGUAUUUUACGUGAAUCAAGCACAGGCGUCUGUAUACUGAAAACCAUCAGUUUUAUAACUACAGUUGAAAUGACAAGUUUUUGAGCUGAAUUAUCAGAGCAUCGCCCGUUCAGUUAUUGGUUUUAAUAGUACUUCAGUAUUGGUACAUCUUCUCGCCAGAUUUUUAGAUUAAUUAUUGAUUUAGCGUACGUAUAUGUAUACAAAUAAUAAAUGGCUUCUAUUGAUAGUGAUAAUACUCUAUUUGUUAUUAAUCGGUGCACUGCAUCUUGUACGAAACACAGAAAUUAUUACUUAUACCACAUGUAGAUCAUUACCUGAGCCAUUACCACUUUACGCCUCACGUAACCAGUUUGCGGAACUAAUAGCAAAUGAACGUUUAACCACUGGUGCUGAAAUUGGUGUUCAAAAGGGUAUAUUUUCUGAAAUUUUGUUAAGAAAUUGGACAAACUGUGCGGAAUAUCAUGCUAUUGAUUUGUGGGCACAUCAAAAAAUUUAUUCAGACAUAGCUAAUGUACGCGAUGAUCUCCAAGAAACUAAUUAUCAAAUGGCAAGACAACGUCUGAAAAGAUUUGAAAAAGUCCUUCAUUAUCACCGUAACUUUAGCAAUUUAGCUGUUGUCGAAUUAAAAGAUGAUAGUUUAGAUUUUAUUUAUAUUGAUGCGAGACAUGAUUACGUCGGUGUUAGGGAAGACUUAAAACUAUACUGGCCAAAAUUGAAACGCAAUGGUAUAUUUGCUGGACACGAUUAUUUAGACUUGAGUGAAGUCAAAGCACGCGCUCCUAAACAAGAUUGGUCCGUUGACGCUAAUGGGGUCAGACGAACCGAUAAUAAAGCUGUUAAAAGUGCAGUGAAUGAAUUUGCCAGAGAACAUAGCUUACAAGUAUUACAAACAUCUCAAGAAAAAUACCCUAGCUGGUAUUUAAGAAAAUACCUAUAA
Molecule: messenger RNA, 3551 nt
Organism: Didymodactylos carnosus
Lineage: Eukaryota; Metazoa; Rotifera; Eurotatoria; Philodinida; Philodinidae
Source: the annotation of a GenBank genome assembly